This is a messenger RNA of Polistes canadensis, 1208 nucleotides long. RefSeq names its product CAAX prenyl protease 2 (gene Sras). The transcript is spliced from 6 exons. Gene Ontology annotation, biological process: CAAX-box protein processing. NCBI's taxonomy places the organism in Eukaryota, Metazoa, Arthropoda, Insecta, Hymenoptera, Vespidae. Gene Ontology annotation, cellular component: endoplasmic reticulum membrane. The record is from RefSeq and is a predicted model, not a curated record. Gene Ontology annotation, molecular function: metalloendopeptidase activity. The coding region runs from base 35 to 892 and encodes 285 amino acids.
CUACCACACAAGCAACCAACAUUAGUAUGGAGUUAUGGAGACCACAGGUCGAAAUGCCGAUUUAUCCUGUAUCUCCGGAAUUUUCUCAUGCUUCGUAUUAUCGGUUGUUUAUAUCGCGAGUUUGUACGUAUGGAAUUCUCCUCACAACAGAGAACAUCCUUCUACUAUAAAAAGAAGAUUCUUUAGUGUUUUUGUUGUUGCUCUUAUUUCACCAAUAUUUUUAUACGUUGGUUUGGACGAAAAGGUUUAUCAAAAAGCAACCAUUUGGGAAUUAUUAGGUUUACGAUGGUCUGGCCUAUUCCAGGCAAGUAUAAUACCAUUCCUUUUAACAAUGAUCUUAUUUUUGGGCCCAUUGAGUGUACAAAUUUUUAAUGGAUUCUGGAGAUUAUAUGCUGAGCCUAUGUACUGGCUAGGAAGUGUACAUACAUUAAUUUGGUGGAGAAAUCACAUUGUCGCACCUCUGUCGGAGGAAUGGACUUUUAGAGCUUGUAUGUUACCAUUACUUUUACAAUGUUUUACACAAACUACUGCCAUUUUUAUAUGCCCGUUAUUCUUUGGAGUAGCACAUUUUCAUCACGUAGUAGAAAGAAUUAAAAUGGGAAUGGAAAUAAAACUUGCUUUAUUCAUAUCUUGUUUCCAAUUUGCAUAUACUACAUUAUUUGGAGCUUAUGCAGCAUUUCUGUUUGUUAAAACAGGACACUUUAUAGCUCCUUUCAUAGCUCAUUCAUUUUGCAAUCAUAUGGGAUUUCCUGAAUUAUCGGAAGUCGUAGCUUAUAAAGAUCCUUUAAAAAGAGCAGCUCUAUUUUCUUUAUUUGUCAUUGGUUUAUUUGCAUGGUGUUUUCUAUUAACGCCAAUGACUGAUCCAGCAAUAUAUCAUAAUAAUUUAUUCUGAUAUCUAAAGAUUUAUAUGAAUUAUAUUUUGUAAAGUUGUUACGGGUGUUAGACUGUAAUAUUUCUAUAUCAAGUAUCUCAUUUGUAACUAAAUAAUAAUUAAUCAUGUUAUGAAAUAUGUUCAUACUUAAGAUAUACUUAUAAGGAUAUACUUGUAGAUUACAUUACAAAAUAUGUCUACAUUAAGUUUAAUAAUGGAUAUAUUAAGUAAUAAUAUGCGUACAACGCAUAAUGUGAUUACACUUGAUGUAAUAUCAGUCAGAAAAACUAUAAAAUAUCACCGUAGUGCCUGAGAAAAUAAAACUUUUACUAUAAAU